AGGAUGAUCAUUUUCAUUUAGAGGUUUAGUAGAGCUUUGCGUUAACUCACCUUCAUAUGUCAACUUACUGUAAUAUAUAAUGUCAGGAAGAGGUGACAGCCAUCAAUACUCCCCCCUUCUACAUGGGGAUGAUGAGUUUAUUAGCUAUGAUGACAAAGACUUGGAACAACAGUACUUUAGACGCAGGAAGUUAAGGAGAAGCAAGAGAGCAUGUUGCCUGCUAAUCCUCCUGAUAGCAGUCAUCACCAUAGCAGCCAUAAUUGUCAUCAUUCUUCUUCAUGACAACAAAAGCAGCAAGUCGGAUUUUCCAAGUUCUGGGACUAAACUUGGGAAAUUUAAGAAAGCUGCCAUAGCAUCAGAUAGCAAAGUGUGUUCAGAUAUUGGCAAGGAAAUUUUGCUGAAUAAUGGUUCCUCAGUAGAUGCAGCCAUUGCUAUUUUGUUGUGCUACGGUGUGGUUAAUCCUGUGAGCAGCGGAAUAGGAGGAGGAUUCUUUAUGACAGUCUAUGAUAGUAAAAGGGGAAAUGCCUCAGUAAUUAAUGCAAGAGAAUCUGCACCUUUGAGUUCCUUUGAAACUAUGUAUGAGGAUCUUCGCAAUUCAUCAGAAUAUGGUGGACCUAGUAUAGCUGUUCCAGGAGAAGUUAUGGGGUACAUGGAGGCAUGGAAAAGAUGGGGAAAACUACCUUGGAAAGACUUGUUUGAGAAAAGUAUUGACUUAGCAAAAAAUGGAUUCCAAAUCUCCAAACAUUUGGCAGAAAAGAUGGAGCCCAAAGAGCAUAUUCUCAGGCUGGAUAAAGACACAUGGAAACACUACUCAGAUCCUAAAACUGGAAAAAUGUUGAAAGAGGGAGACUUGAUUAAAUUUCCAAAACUUGCAGAAACCUACAGGAAUCUGGCAGAAAAUGGUGGACAAGCUUUCUAUAAUGUCACAGAAGGAAGUCUAGGUUAUGAUAUACUGCAGGAUCUCAAAGAAAAGAAAUCAAACAUCAGUGAGAAUGAUCUUAGAAAUUAUAAAGCCAAGUUUGAAGAGCCAUUGAAAGUGACAAUGAGAGAUGGUAGUGUCCUCUACAGUCCCAAACCACCAGCUAGUGGAGCUGUUCUCUCAUUCAUUCUUAAUAUAUUAGAUGGCUAUAACAUGACAGCUAAAGAUCUAAAAUCAAAAGAGUCACAUCUUACGGCUUACCACAGAAUGAUAGAAGCCUUUAAAUUUGCGUACGCUCAAAGAUCAGACCUUGGGGAUCCUGCCUUUGUUUCAAAUGUUACAGAGGUUGUGAAGAACCUAACAUCUACAGAGUAUGCUGACAGAAUCCGGAAAAUGAUUUGGGAUAACACAACACAUGGGACCCCAUACUAUGGUCCAGUAUUUGACCACAAGCUGAAAACUAGUACUGCUCACUUGUCAGUAUUGGGAGAAGAUGGGAUAGCUGUGUCGGUGACAACAACUGUCAAUCUUUUAUUUGGUUCAGGGAUUACUGGGAAACGUACAGGGAUACUGUUUAAUGAUGAAAUGGAUGAUUUUUCAUCCCCAAACAUCACCAAUGCUUUUGGUAUCCGUCCCUCUCCCUCCAACUUCAUCAAGCCUGGGAAGCGGCCAUUGUCAUCCAUGUGUCCAGCUGUCCUGGCAGACAAGACAAAGAAAGUGAAGAUGGUAGUGGGUGCUGCAGGUGGUUCCAGGAUAACUACUGCUACAGCUUAUGUUGCUGCCCAUGUUUUGUGGUUUGGAGACAAUAUAAAAGAAGCAAUAGAUGCCAGGAGACUGCAUCACCAGCUUAUCCCACAAAUAGUUUACCAUGAACCAGAUUUUCCAAAGUUCUACAUUGAUGGUUUACAGGAUAAACAUCAUAAUGUAACACAAGAUGCAAUAGGGAGUUCGAUUGUUAACGGUAUUGUUCAGGAUGAGGACUGGAUUUACGCAAACAAUGAUUUUCGACGGCCUGGUGGGAGUUCAGCAGGAUGGUAAAACUCAGUUUUCCAUGAUGAUAUCCACUCCUAAGUUUAUUUGCAACAAUUUAAAGAUUAUUUGUUUAUUAGCAAUCUAAUUACUGUGAAAUCACUAAUUCUGGGGGGUA
Messenger RNA from Saccostrea echinata, 2066 nucleotides. Its product is annotated as glutathione hydrolase 1 proenzyme-like. Bases 80 to 1957 code for a protein of 625 amino acids. Gene Ontology annotation, molecular function: glutathione gamma-glutamate hydrolase. Gene Ontology annotation, cellular component: plasma membrane. Gene Ontology annotation, biological process: glutathione catabolic process. The transcript is spliced from 13 exons. Lineage: Eukaryota; Metazoa; Mollusca; Bivalvia; Ostreida; Ostreidae. The record is from RefSeq and is a predicted model, not a curated record.